AUGAAAGCGAAGAUGAAGAAACACGCCUGCACAUACCCCGGCUGCUCCAAAGCCUUCACGCGCGCUGAACAUCUCCGCCGGCAUAGUCUUAACCACGAGACGAUCAGUAACAGCCAGGGCUACACAUGCCAGCGGUGCAUGACGCACUUUUCCCGCGCGGAUCUCCUGAGCAGACAUCUGGACCGGCAUGCGAAGAAGGAUGCAGAGGCAGGAGGGUUUGGGAAGGGUGUUCUGGAGACCAGGAAGAGGAUGCGCAGGGCUGAGGACGGAAGUAUCGUGCUCAGGCCGCCGAAAAGGCCGUCGAGACACCAGCAGAAGACAGGCCCGCCCGUUGGGGCCCCUUUAUCGUCUUCGGGCUCUGUCUCUGCCGGGUCUGGGAGGAGUUCGCGGUCGCCAGACGUCAGCCUGCACGCUGCGCAGGCCCCCGUCUCCCCGCCGCGGUCGGCGAGCGACCCUGUCUCGGUCUCUGGGGUCUCCAUCGACGACGAUGGAACUGACCCGGAUCCAAUGCUGGCCCCAAUGAUGCCGGGGGGCCCUUUUGAGCCGUAUGUCGAGCCAAUUCCCGGUCAAUUCGAUGCGGCAGAUGGGUCAUGGGGUGGGUUUGAUGCUCUAGGCGAUGGAAUGAUGCUGGACACGGCUACCGACUUCAAUCUUCCCUUCGCAGCAACGGGCAACUACAAUUGGCUCUUCGACGUCUCCUCCCUCGACGACGCAUUCCACCACCUCGAGCUCCCUCUUGGUCCUGAUCUCGUCCCCUUUGCGAAUUCCCACGGGAACUACGCGAGUGUGAAUACUAUGGAGCUGUCUGGGGCCGGGGCAGAGAAUGUCCAGGACAGUAUGUUGAAUCUUGAUCUGGAUAUCGACCUGAAUGGGCUCCCCGCUGGGUUUGUGCAUGACCAAGGCCCGGAUGGAUCGUCGGCUUCUGUUCUACUACAGGCAGCGAGUUUUGUCGAACGGGGCAAUAUCAACGGCAGUGACCCCAAGCGAGACUUUCCAGACCUAGACUGGAUGGCCGGUGCGCCGCCCAUCGAGAGCACCGUUCCGCUGCGCCCUCAACUGAGCGAAGAUGCACGAAGAGGGAUCUUGACCCUGAUAGCGCAGAGUCCUCCAGUCGACAUACACGGCCAGCCGCUAAACCUUGACUCGCCGCUCCUCUCUUUGUCGGCGCUGCAGAGCUACAGUGACCUGUUCUUCUCCCGCUUCAAUACUACAUACCCGCUCAUCCACAGCGCGACCUUUGAUCCGAACAAGACUGAGCCGGUCUUCCUGGCCUCGAUUCUGUCAAUGGGAGCUACGUACAGCAGCCGUGAAGCCCAUCAGCUGGCCGUAGGUAUUCACGAUGGCCUGCGGAACCAGCUUUUCUGCCACGGCGCGUUCAGCCCGCAGCCGGACGAGCUCUGGGUGCUGCAGGCGAUGCUGUUGAUCGACUGCUUUGGCAAGAUGCGCGCAGGCCCAAAACAAAGGGAGCGGGCACAGCUAUUCCACUGUGUGCUGAUCAAGCUUAUCCGCCGGAGUACUUGCUGUUCGAUCCGGGCAGAUACCCAUUCUGACCCAGGGUUGGGGGGAUUAGAGCUGGAAGACGCGUGGAAGAGGGCCAUGGACGCCGAGCAGCGCAAGCGCCUCGCGUUCCAGUGUUUCAUGUGGGAUACGGAGCAUUCAGUGCUCUUCAGCCAGAGUUUGUGCAUGUCUGCUUUUGAGAUCCGCUCGUCGCUGCCUUGCUCGCCAGCCGCGUGGGAGGCACAUACGGCGGAAGAGUGGUCCCGACAUGCUUCGAGAGAUACAGAACAUGCAUUUCUUCCCGUGCUGAAGGGAUACAUUACCCCUGGCUCGGUCUCCCGACCGCGCGAUCUGAACAGGUUCUCCCGGAUGGUCGUCUUACACGGCCUCAUGUCCAUCAGCGCAGACCUGAAACGGCGCGAUCAGACAACAUUGCGCGCAGAGACACCCGAACGAGUCGGCGCCUGGACGCCGCGAAUGGGAAGGGCGUAUGACCUCUGGAAAGCAGAUUUCGACGCCGACUGUCUGAACAUGAAACUCGGGCCGGUGCAGGUGUCAGCAGACGAGACGAGACGGUUUACGAGUCUUAAAGCCGCGGCAAUGGCACUCUAUCGUGCCGCCAGCCUUGCACUCCAUGUAGAAGUACUGGACCUGCAGAUCGCAGCGGGCGCAUCGCAUAUCCUUGGGCGGGUUGUCAAACAGCAUGAUCGUGAGAGGUCCCGGGUUAUGCUCUCUCGCUGGUUGUCUGGUCCAUCUCCAGCCGCGACAACAGCGUCUCGCCAUGCGGCGGCUCUUCUCCAGGACGCUGUGCUGAGCUUGCACGACUGGGACCAGACAGACGCAUUCCACUUUCCUUGGUGUCUGUACCUGGCGACGCUGACGGUUUGGGCAUUCCACGCGCGCGAGGGUUGUGUACCCAAACCGACGGACCUGUCGAGUCUUAUUGUGGCCAUGACAACCUCGAAUGCGGCCGAUUUAGAAGGGCUGGCAGGGCAGUAUGAUACGCGGCCACUGAUACGGGCUAUGGCGCAGCAGCUGGCUACGGUACGAUGGGCGGUUGUGCACGAUGCUAUGAAGGUCUUGCUGAAUCUUGGUGUUUGA
This is a messenger RNA of Aspergillus nidulans FGSC A4, 2598 nucleotides long. RefSeq lists its product as uncharacterized. Bases 1 to 2598 code for a protein of 865 amino acids. The record is from RefSeq and is a predicted model, not a curated record. Lineage: Eukaryota; Fungi; Ascomycota; Eurotiomycetes; Eurotiales; Aspergillaceae. The transcript has 2 exons.